Ambispora gerdemannii is the source of this 1926-nucleotide messenger RNA. Lineage: Eukaryota; Fungi; Glomeromycota; Glomeromycetes; Archaeosporales; Ambisporaceae. The record is from the annotation of a GenBank genome assembly.
AUGGAAAAUAUUUCAUCUACAAAAGUUAAAAAACUUAUCAAUAUCCAAGUCAAUGAAGAAACGCCCAUGCUUAUAAAACUUGACAUAAAUGCUAACUUAAAAGAGCUUCGGGUUUUACUAUCUAAAAACGAAAUCCAAAUGAACGACAACAUGAAUUUUUUGCGAUUUUCUGCUCGAAUCCCUAAAAGCGAAGAAUCAGAAUUUUUGCUAUCGGAAAUUAUUUUUGACGAUAACCUAAGAAUCAAAGAUAUGUUAGAUUGGAAAAAGAUAAUAGAAAAUAAUAGAUUAGAAUAUGGACUUCAUUUUACGGAAACAGGACCGGUAGAAGCAAAAGAAAAGGCGUUUAAUAUUUUGCGUUAUACACAGAAAAAUUUACCAUUGUCACCCUACUUUAAUGAAGUAGUAAAAUGUCAAACAGAAAUUGAAAAUUUGUACAUAAAAAAUUACAUCGCUACUACUACAAAUCUCAAUGAGAAAUUACCAGGUUUACCAACAUCAUCAAAAUACGAAAAGAAUCCAAAUAAGAAAAUUGAAACUGUUUACCAUAAAAUCAAAAGAGGAAAGGCAAUAUUAAUACUGGAUGUAUCGGAUUUAAAGCCGACCAAACAAUUCGUGAGUGCAGUUGAUAAGGCACUCGAAUCUAAUAAUAAACUUGCGCUUCUCAAAAAAAUUGCCGACGAUUUUGGAUACUUCUGGUGUAAGAGGCUUGAGAUUGGAGGUAUUAUCAUAUAUGAAGAAACAAAUGAAACGGGUUCAACAAAUAUACCAACACUUCAACCAGUUGGAAUUGGAGUUCCAGCGGGAGAAAAUGGCAACCUGGAAGCUUCAAAUAAUAGCUUUAAACUUUUAGUGGUACACGGUGGCUUAGAAAAGUACUAUCAUGAACAAGGAAUCGCUGGAUGGAUUAAAUCAUUAAACGAUUAUCGAAAUUGGAAAAUAGCUGAAUUUUCAGAAAUUCGAUCGAUAUUUGAUAUUCUCGAUGAUGAACGAAGAUUGAAAGUAUCGGAAGCACUUGGAAAACAAAUACUUGUUUCUCAAGUUGUUGAGCUUAACAUUACUUUUGACUUAUCUAAAAGAAAGCCAUUUAUGUAUGAAUUUCCUAGAAAUUUUAGAUUCUCAAACACAGAUCAAAUAUUUGUAACAGGGAUGAGUGACGAGAAUUCAAAGGCAGUAUUUGCGACUCGACUUCAUUAUGUUGAUGAUAGAAGCCAACCAGUAAUUCUUCUACAUCGAUUAGGAAAACUAAAAGAUAAAUCAACUUUAAAAGACUUUUCUUUAAAGUUAGGAUACAUUGUGGUUGGAAUAUCAACACUAAAUUUAUUUGAGCAGACAACUAAAAAGCUGGUUUUAGAAAGUGAAACGGUUUCAUUUAACAAUAAUCACUACUCGGUUAUUACUAAGAAUCAAGAGCGGGAUAUAAAUACCAGUUUAAUAUCAACUUGUGUUUCUAAAUCAAAAAAUUUGCAAAAUAAUCCGAAAUCUGAAUUUAUCAUGGGAGCUCAUUUUGGUUAUAGAGAUAAUGAAUUUAGUGCAUGCACAUAUUGUUAUGAUCAAAAAAUGAGACCGAUAUAUCAGUUCGAUAAGUCGGAUUUUUUUGUUAACUACAGUUUAAUUUCGGGACAACAAAAUAAUCGAUUUGGCCAAGCCCAAAUAACCAAAAAAAAUUUUGGCCUUCGUUUGCUACCUUCGAAAAAAUCUAAAAUCACUUUUGAAAAAUACCCACAAAUUGUAUCAACACAAGCCCUUCGAAGCCCACAACCCACCUUACAAAGUCCGGUUUUUAUAAGUUUGAUCCUGGAUAAUUGUCCAGAGAAGUGUGUCCAUGGCUUUUUCAAAAUAGCUCCCGAAUAUGCUGUGUUUCAAUCCCUCAAUAAUCCGAUUACUAAAAAUCAUCGAGUUGCGUAUUUUUCUGUAAACACAGAUUAG